AUGGAGAGGUACGAGGUGCUCAAGGACAUCGGCGACGGCAAUGUCAACGUCACGCGGAUGAUGUGGAACAAGGAGACUGAGGAGGUCGUCGCCAUGAAGUACAUCCCAUGGGGCUUCAAGCAUGAGAGAUAUAAUAUAUUCUUUUCAUCCUCACAAACUAUUGGAGAUGGAGCUCAUUUUGCAGAAUUUUCUACCGAGUUGCCAAAUUUUGAGGGCCUGCAAUUGAAGAAUACAACACUUUUUGUUGGAGUGGAGACUAGAGUAAUCAUAUCUGCUGCAAGAGAGAUGUAUUUUAUUUUUGUUGGACAUUUUCUGCAUCUUUUAUGGAUGGUAACAUUUGAGACAGCAAUUUCAGUGCAAGCCAUCAAGAUCAACUUCAACAUGUCUGGUCUCUAA
Molecule: messenger RNA, 396 nt
Organism: Triticum turgidum subsp. durum (durum wheat)
Lineage: Eukaryota; Viridiplantae; Streptophyta; Magnoliopsida; Poales; Poaceae
Source: the annotation of a GenBank genome assembly